Messenger RNA from Amaranthus tricolor (Joseph's coat), 1162 nucleotides. RefSeq lists its product as uncharacterized. The transcript has 3 exons. Lineage: Eukaryota; Viridiplantae; Streptophyta; Magnoliopsida; Caryophyllales; Amaranthaceae. The record is from RefSeq and is a predicted model, not a curated record. Bases 100 to 909 code for a protein of 269 amino acids.
CUUUCUUCAUCCAAAACAAUAAGCCAAGGGAAGCCACAACAUUUAAAUUACAAAUUUUUCAUCGAUCAAUCUUCUAUUACAGAUUUUUGAAGUUUGAAAAUGAAAAAUAGCAUAAACAAAAUGUUAAUAGAUGGAGCAAGCAUAAACAAAGAAGAAGGUGCAUUGAUAUCAUCAGUAAAGGAGAUACGUCGUGUGGCAGACACUAACCAAUUAAGGCUAAGACAUUUAGAAUUAGCAGUUGCUAAUUUAACAACUAUUUGUAAUGCAAUUAGGAAUGAUAUGCGUUGUUCACCUGCUUCUGCUACAAACAGUACUACUGAUAAUGUGUUGGGAGUUCAAAUGCAGCUUCUCCUUCACCAGGCUGCUUCUUUGGGUAUUAUUAAAGACGACAACACUAAUUAUUCCUUAAUUAAGCCACCAGGGAAUAUAGAGACAUACUCAAAGGCAUGCACAAGACCAUCUUCAAAGAAAGUGCAAACAACAAACCAAAAAAGUAUGACAAAAUCAUUAUUAGUCAAAAGCAUGGAAUCAAGCACCAUAGAGAAUAAAAUGUCUAAGAAGCUGCAUAACAUGGGAACAACUCAAACAAAACCAAAGACUCCUCAACAAAACAACCCCAACAACAAGAACAUCAAACAAAAAAUUGGUUCUGCUAAUGUUUCGCUAAAAACAAAAACAACUAGUAUUGCCAAUAUGUAUGUUAAUAAAUCAGCUGAAAACAAUAACAGAGAAAGUAGUUUGAAGAAGAAUGUGGAGAAAUUACAAGAAAAAGGGUGUGUAAAACAUACAAUCAAGGUGCAUCAUGCUCAUCACACCCCUGUUAAGAUGAAUUCACGUGCUGUAGCUGAUCUUAAACCUCGCAGGAAAUGGAGCACUGCUGAAGAUAUUACUUUUAAAAAGUGGAGUUGAGCUGCAUUUAUUAUGAAUAUCAGCAAUGGAAAAUAUCAUGUGGAUACAGUUCAUAAUUAGCAAAGGAUAUACUAUCUCAAACCAUAUGAUAAUUGGAGAAAGAGCUCCAAUGAUUUAUAAAGUGUGCACACUAAAUUUAUCGACGUGGGACAAACCAAGUAGAGUUUUCGCGAAGAAAUUGACAAACCUGUAAAUUUAAAUUAUAUAGUCUACAACUUCAUAAUUUAAUUUCUUUAAAAGCGCUUGACAUUUA